Molecule: messenger RNA, 657 nt
Organism: Penicillium malachiteum
Lineage: Eukaryota; Fungi; Ascomycota; Eurotiomycetes; Eurotiales; Aspergillaceae
Product: glutathione S-transferase family protein
Exons: 1
Coding region: 1-657 (218 amino acids)
Source: RefSeq, a predicted model, not a curated record
AUGUCUCUCCAGCCCAUUAAGCUUUACGGCCAUGGACCUGGUCCAAAUCCCUGGAAGGUCGCCAUGGUCUUCGAAGAGCUCGGCAUUCCCUACUUCACCGAGAAUGUUGAAUCUACCGAUUUGAAGAAGGAGCCGUAUGAGUCGGUCAAUCCCAACGGCCGGGUCCCUGCUAUUGAAGAUCCCAACACUGGAAUCACCCUGUGGGAAUCAGGUGCUAUCCUCGAGUACCUGGUGGAAACAUAUGACAAGGACCACAAGAUCAGCUUUGUCGCUGGCUCGCAGGACUAUUUCCUUGCGAAGCAAUGGCUGCACUUUCAGAUGUCUGGCCAGGGCCCUUACUUCGGCCAGGCUGUCUGGUUCCAACGCUUCCACCCUGAGAAGGUUCAAAGUGCUAUAGAUCGCUAUGUGAAUGAGAUCCGUCGUGUCUCUGGUGUGCUUGAUCGCUUCUUGGCUGACAAGGAGUACCUUGUUGCCAAUAAAUUCAGCUAUGUCGACCUUGCUUUUAUUCCAUGGUUUGGUCUUACAAGACUGUUCAGCCUUGAUCUGGAGAAAGACUUCCCUAAUGUUGAUGCUUGGCUCAAGCGUCAGCAGGCUCGUCCAGCCAUUGACAAAGCUCUCAAGGAGCGUGAUGCAAUCAUUGCAGCAAUGCAGUCUUAG